CAUUAUUUUAGCAAUAGAUUACAUGAUUUAGCUUUUGGAAUAAUCGGCGGACUGGCAGCUACUGGAUUCUCCGUUGUGAAGCUCACCAGCGCAGAGGUUGCAGCGCCGUGUUACAUUCAGUACAUUCGACAAGUCGAAGAACUGAUAAGCGUGAAGAGGGCCUAUCGGGAGAUCAGACUGAAGACCACUUGCCCCGAUUCUCUGGCCAGGCCUGACGGUACCGUAACAUACAGCCAAGAGGAGAUGGCCGAGCUGAUUUGCAACUUUUACAGCAACCUCUUUGGCAGUCAGGUAAAGGUGGAGCCUACCGAGAAACGAUGUGACGGAUCAGACGAAGGUAUUCCACCGAUCCUACGAGCAGAAGUGCUAGCUGCUCUUGGCCAGAUGAAGAAGGGCAAGGCACCGGGACCAGAUCGUGAUAAACCACAGAAGAACAAUGUGGUGACCAGAUACCCUCUGAUGCCAUCGAUUUUUGGUACCGCUCGCAUCGCUUUUCUUGGCUUAUCAGCACAGAUUAUUGCUGCCAUGAUAGCUGGACAUGCAACUUGCAUCCAACAAGUU
Messenger RNA from Ostertagia ostertagi, 561 nucleotides. NCBI's taxonomy places the organism in Eukaryota, Metazoa, Nematoda, Chromadorea, Rhabditida, Trichostrongylidae. The record is from the annotation of a GenBank genome assembly.